GAGCUGCUAAGAUGGCGGCGGCGGCGGAGGACGGUGACUUGGCGCUGGCGCUGCAGCUGCAGGAGCUGUGGGAAGCUGAGGACAGCGAGGCGGCCGCUGUGGCCUGCGCCGAGCCGCCGGCCGUCCCCGAGCCGCUCCGGCCGUUGUCAGUAGUGGACGAGGCCUGGGAACUGCUGGACCCCAGCCCCGACGUGCGCGGCCUGUUCGUGCAGCUCAACGAGGCGCUCUUCUGGGGGCGCCUGGCCGCCGUGGAGGUGGCGUGGAGCCCCCGCAUGACGCUUUGUGCUGGAGUGUGUAGAUAUGAAGGAAAAGGUGGAAUGUGUUCUAUUCGUUUAAGUGAGCCACUCCUUAAGCUAAGACCGAGGAAGGAUCUUGUUGAGACACUGUUACAUGAAAUGAUUCACGCGCUGCUCUUUGUCACUAAUAAUGACAGAGAUCGUGAAUCUCAUGGGCCAGAGUUCUGCAAACACAUGCGUCGCAUUAAUCGCUUGACUGGAGCCAAUGUCACAAUCUACCACAGUUUUCAUGAUGAGGUAGAUCUGUACCGCCAGCACUGGUGGCGCUGCAAUGGCCCCUGUCAAAAUAGAAAACCUUAUUUUGGGUAUGUGAAACGUUCAAUGAAUAGAGCACCCUCUGCACGAGACUUCUGGUGGGCUGAGCAUCAAGAGAAGUGUGGAGGUACAUUCAUAAAAGUGAAGGAGCCAGAGAACUUCUCUAAGAAAUCUAAGGAAAAAAAUGAGCCAGCAGAACUUGCAAAUUCCAAGUCAACUAACAAAGACAAGAAACACGUGGAUGCUAAGAAAGAUCUGAUUCCUUUUAGUGGAAAUGGCUAUCGGCUUGGAGGAGAUGGUGGAUUCUCAGAAAAAAACAUAAAUUUCAUCAGCAGCGUUAAAAGCAGUGAAAAAUCUGGUUGGCAGGAUCGAUCAGCAGGAAGCACAAUACCGAUCCCUAAAAACGAGAUAAAAUUUGAAAAAUCACCCCGUAAUGGUAUCUCUGUUCCUUUCUAUACUGACGAUACCAGUAAGAAGGUGAACUUGGCUUCAAAGCGUGAGUUCCCUAAACUCUCUGUCACUGAUACAAAAGCAUACAAGAAUGUUGAUGGAUCACCCGUUAAAAUUUCUCAUGUUGUAGAAGAACAAUCAAAGAAAGGCUCUGCAAAAGGCAAGAGGGCUUUGCCAUGCUAUAAUAACAGGCCACCAAAACAAACUUGUUUUGAGCAGACAACAAUGGCUCAGGUGGCAUCUGAGAAGAAAGGUUUGGAAAAUAAAGUGCAGCAAUGGCCAAAAAAGGAAGACAAAACUGCCUUUGAAAACUAUUUCAUAAAAAAAGAGAGUACUGAUACUACUUUAAGUAAAAACACACCUGUGAAAACCAAAGCUGAAUUGACAGUGUCCUCUGCAAGUUCCAGUGCUACCAAAUGGAAAGAAAAAAAAGUCAGUUGUCCUGUUUGCCAGGCUGAGGUUUUGGAGCCUGAAAUAAAUGAACACCUUGAUUCUUGUCUUGCAUAAAGCCUCUCGGAGAGCUGCCUUGAAAAAAAUAAACCAAGGCUGAAAACACUGCUUGGAAACUAGUUUGCUCAGGGUUUGCUUAGCUGUAGUUGUUUCUCUAUGUGGGCCUGUCCUGAGCUGCAAUUUGAACUACUGUCAGCAUGCUGAAGAGUAAGUUCUGUGGAGCUGCACAUCAGCGCUGACUGAAAAGCUAGCUGUGUUCCAAAGACUAAUGCUCAUGUUUUAGUAGGCUGAUGCUUGUCCUAACGUUCUUACUGCACAGCCUGGGUUUUGCGAGAAGCUGGACACUUGCUGAACUGCAAGUUUUCAAGGCAGUUUUAAAAACAAAGACAUUUUAAGCCUUGCUAAUUUAUCUUUGUUCCUAGGAUCAUUUUUUAAUGAAUUUUUGGCUAUUCUUAGAGUUAACCUCUUAUAAUAGAUAAACAUUGUUUACUGUAACACAGUUAAAGACCAGAUAUAGUUCUAGAACAGCAAGUAUUUUGCUUAAGCCACCAUUACACUCUCAGGUGGUCCUUCUCACCUGUGACCUUUUAGAGAAGGUAGAUGUGAAUGAGAAAAUUGCAGGAAAUCCAGAAGGGCAAUGAAGAUGUUAAGAAAUCAGAGGAUAGUUGGUAGAUUAGGAGGAGGCUCUAAGCUAUAAGGGCUCAAUUAAAUAAGUAACAGAGCUUUGUUGCCAAGAGGAUUUGAAAGCUGGCUAUUCUGCUAAAAGUUGAAGUGGACAAAUGCAAGCUAAUGAACUUCAGUCUUCUGUGUGUCUUUUGAUCAAGGAUCCCAGCUACGUUCUCCAUCCACUUUUUUCUGAUGUUUUGCACGAACUUGUUGGAAGCUUACUACUUCUCAGCAUACAGGUAUUAUGUACAUGAAAAGCUGCCCCACGUGUGCUGGCUCUGGUAUGUGAAAGUGGGGAAUAUUGCUAGUAAUACUGGUAAAGUCUGUUCCUGGCCAUAUCAUAAGAGGCUUCAUGGUUUUUCAGUUUCCAGCUAAACUUCCAGUGCUUUACAGACCAAAAUGGCAUUAAAUCAAGUUUAGCUGACAGUCUUUGUUUUGCUACUUCAGUGUCAGCCAGUUUGGUGCUUAGCAUCCAUCAGGCCAGGCAGAUGAAUGCUAAACCAAUUUGUGCUGUAAAGUUGUGACUGCUGAGCAGAUGUGUAUUCUAUAUAAACUUCCUGAAAUGUUUACAGUCCUUUUUGCUGCUGAAAGUUCUUAAUUGGUUAAACAAUUAGCAGCUUGAUUCCUUCCUUGUAAAACUGGUUAUAAAUAUUUUUGUUAGAAAAGGAAAGAAAGAUGCUGUUUCAUAUGAUAUUGCUGCUACAACUUUAAAUGGCUAUAUUAGCCUGAGAUACACAUACACAUUUUAUCUUUGUAUACAAUAUUGUAGUUCUUUUUCCAGACUAAGGAAUAAACUAAUGUGCAAUAGAAUUUGGUAAAUUAUCUUUACUCUUUUGAAAUACUGGUGUAUUUUAUAAUUUUGAUGCUAUGGAUGUUUACUAUGAAUCAGAUUAUUCUUCCAUAUCUUGAAUAAAUUGUUAAUUUUACAUGUUCA
Messenger RNA from Oxyura jamaicensis (ruddy duck), 3051 nucleotides. RefSeq names its product SprT-like N-terminal domain (gene SPRTN). Gene Ontology annotation, biological process: DNA repair. The coding region runs from base 12 to 1508 and encodes 498 amino acids. Gene Ontology annotation, cellular component: nucleus. Gene Ontology annotation, molecular function: polyubiquitin modification-dependent protein binding; metalloendopeptidase activity; single-stranded DNA binding. NCBI's taxonomy places the organism in Eukaryota, Metazoa, Chordata, Aves, Anseriformes, Anatidae. The transcript has 5 exons. The record is from RefSeq and is a predicted model, not a curated record.